This is a messenger RNA of Marasmius oreades (fairy-ring Marasmius), 3549 nucleotides long. RefSeq lists its product as uncharacterized. The transcript is spliced from 8 exons. Lineage: Eukaryota; Fungi; Basidiomycota; Agaricomycetes; Agaricales; Marasmiaceae. The record is from RefSeq and is a predicted model, not a curated record. Gene Ontology annotation, molecular function: metal ion binding; guanyl-nucleotide exchange factor activity. The coding region runs from base 1 to 3549 and encodes 1182 amino acids.
AUGGCCGCCACGAGCUCGAUCGCUUUCCCAACCUCAGAAUCCACUCAGGAAUCCUCAAAACUGGUCUCAACUCGACCGCCUCCACCCCGACCACCCCACCUACCUUUUCGAAGAAUAUCCUUACCAACACCACCAUCAUUGGUGCACCGAGAAUCAGUUGUUUCUGUCGCAUCAUUCGAUUCAUUACCAGAGGAAGGUCCAUCCUCGGCCUCAUCAUCAGUAACCUCGUUUCAACCUGAAAAGGCUGUAAUGAGGAACAUGACUUCAAAUAAUAGCUUGGCUAGUGCAGGCGGAGGACAGUACAAACGACCAACGAAACGUUCUAUGUCGGCGAACAGAAAGAGCCAUUACAAUGGUUAUAUCAGUCGGGUCACUGGAGAUGAAGCUACAGAAGUGAAGCGUAGGAAAGUGAUUACCGAGCUCUUUGAAACGGAACGAGCGUAUGUUGAUGGACUGGAACUUAUUUACUCGCAUUUUCUGACUCCCAUAAUCGCCUCUCUGGACACACCAGCACCACUACUGGAUCGCUCAGUGAUGACAGCCGUGUUCAGCAACUUCAUAGACAUAUGGAACCUCCACCGGUCAUUCUUCUCUGCUUUAACGUCUCUCUUAUUUCGCCAUAACACUCUGGAAAGCUCGCUACCGACCUCAGCUAUGCUAGAAAUACCUUCCGACUCCAUGACAACAUCGAUACCCCUCAGUCCCCUGCUGCUUUCCCAUUUUCCCUAUCUGUCGCUAUACACACCUUUCAUCACGUCAUUCUCAACAACGCUUUCAACUCUGUCCGCCCUUAUUACACCACCCUCCCAGACAUCCAAUGCUUCCAAUAUGGAGUAUAAUCCGCGUUUCGCAGCGUUCGUGAAAAAACAGGAAGCCGAUCCCCGUUGUGGGAAACUUAAGUUAGGCGACUGGCUUUUAACUAUAGUGCAAAGAUGUCCGAGGUACCUGCUACUGCUCAAGGAUCUGAUCAAUUGUACGAGUCCAGACAACCCAGAGAGGAAGCAGCUAGAGAAUGUUCGGACGUUGGUUGCGAAGAUAACAAUCUCUCUCAAUACUUCAUUGCAAACACACGCACAGACACUCUCGUUACUCGUUCUGCAACGGGCAACUCCGAAUUUACCAUUCCAACUCAUAUCUCCAGGAAGAACUCUACUCAAACGCGGGCCCCUAAUACAGGUUGAACGUUCUUCACCCCCACACGAGCGCGAAUUCCUACUCUUCUCUGACUGUCUUAUAUGGCUCGUACGGGAGGAAGACGAACGCACUGAGAAAGGUGAAAAAGUUUGGGGCGCCAUAGCUGGUCUCGGUGGAUUGCUCAGCAGCGGGGAGAAAGCGGACAAAAAUGGAUGGGCAUCGAAAAAUGGCAGCCGAACAAGUUUUGGUAACGGGAGUAAAACGAAUCUCGCGGAAUCGCCGACGAGCCAGACUCCUCCCUGUACUGCAUCUGCGCUUCCUGCCCAUUUGAAGAGACCCGCUAUGGUUCGAACGAGGAGUAAAAGUGAUGCAGAGGUUACUGUAUUGCAGGCACGGGCUGCAAUAUCGGAUACUUCGCCUUUGGCCGAAGAAAGCGAUGGGUCGCAGUCAUCGACGAUUCUUAGUACAAGACCUGAAUUGAAGGAUAAGUCAUACAGUGAACCUCAAGUACCUCUUUUGGAACCGUCGCUUGCACAGCCGAAGAGAAGAUCUUUUGCCGCUCCUGAGCAACGACUUAGAACGAAAUCAUCGGCCCCGCUACCUCGCCUGAACAAACUGAAGAGACAUGCUUCAUCCGCUGAUGAUGGGUCUGGGUCUGCGAAAGAGCGAUGGGUGUUUAAAGGCAAAGCAGAACUUGUCGAUCUUGAGGUCGUUGUACCUGUCAAAGUCCGGCGAAGACCGAGUAGCGUAGGGGAUGAGGUCAUACGAGACCCAGAUGAGGAGGAGGAUGUGAGCGAGAGGAAAUGGGAGGUCUUGAGUCCGGAAGGAAGUUUCGUGUUGUAUACUGAUACAGAGCAAGAUCGAGACGAAUGGAUAUCCCAGAUUCGGCACGCCAAAGCACAACUUUUAGUCUCGUUAAAUAUCACGCACCCCAAUUCUACGCUGACCUCUUCUUCAUCGACCAAUCAUCUCCGAAAAACUCUCCAAGCGCUACCGUUCUUACCUGACGACGAAAAGGAAUCCAAGAAGAAGAAUGGUGAACGAAGGAGCAGGGUGGAGCAUUGGGUUCCUGCAAUAUGGAUACCGGACGAAAAAGCGGAGGGCUGUAUGCGGUGUGGUAGAGCGUUUGGGUGGAGGAGAAGACGACACCAUUGUAGACUUUGUGGGAGAUGUGUCUGUGCAGGGUGUUCUGAGAGGACGUUCUUCAUCUCAGACCCACGAGAUCCUGCAAACAACAGCAAACCUGCAAGGGCUUGUAAUGCAUGCUACGAAACCGUUUUUCCCGUUUUGGAUCCGAUACGAGAUGACGAUGAAGAGCCUACCACGCAAGAGGAUCAAACUGACCCGAAUUUCCCGUCAUGGUUGUCGAUGCCUUCCCUACCACUCAGUUCAUUUCUACCGGGCUCUUCGUCAAACACUGAAUCGAGUGAUAUCAAGGAGAGGCCGAGAAGUAGGGAUUUGGAUACUGUUGACGAGGGACAACUAGUAUACGAACUGGAUUCAGAUGAAGAAGAUAGAGGCAGGAGGAAAGUCCAGGUUGUGAAAUCCCCUAGCUCAUCGCACACGAGACCGAGGAGUUAUCACCAGAUCCUAGAAGAUUUCUUAGUCGCCGAGCAAGGCAAGAAGCUCGAUGCCAGUGGUGAGAGAGGUGAGGUGGCUUUGGGGGGCGGGGAUGAUUUGCCACCCCAUACAGCGAAUGGUUCACCCAGUCCUGGCCCUAAGUUGAAGAGGGAAGUUUCCUUUGCACCUUCACUCGCGCCGUCCGUGGCAUCUCACAAACGGCACACGGUCAUUCACCUUCCAGCAUCGGAAGGUAGCCAGAUGUUACUUGGAGAAACGGGUGGAAGGAAAGAGGAUACAGCCAGGCGGAACAAACGGUUUUCUAUGCCUGCAGUCGCGUUACAGGCUACCAGUGUUACGACGCGAACUGCGGUGAAGAAUCAUGAUAACGCUCCUGUGGAGGGUAUGGUUCCCUCCACUACAGGUCCAGUAGGUGUACCCAGUGGAGCUGGAGCAUCGAUGUUGGGCAAUCCUCUUAGCUUCAAUGUCUCCGACGACGGCGAAAGAAGUGUCGGAGGUCUUCCAGCUCCUCGAACGAGAACGAAAAGUUCCGGAUCGUUGUUUGGGAAGAUACGUCACCAACAUUAUCAUCACAACCAUGGAACCACUCAACAUCAACAUCAUCACCAUGUUCUCGGUAGCUCCGACUUCGCGUUUGGAAGUAAGCUGAAGAAGAGUCUGAAACGCGAUAAGGGUGCCACUAUUGAAGAAGAAAGGGAUAUGGAGGAUAUGCUUGAGGGUCAGAUCUCCCCGCCUUCGUCUCCGACCUCUGCGAAGCAUGAUUUAGGGAAGAGCGUUGCUGCGGGGAAGUUGAGUGAAUUGCUGUUGAGGAAGAAGACGAAGAUUCUUGGAUAA